Fusarium odoratissimum NRRL 54006 is the source of this 2121-nucleotide messenger RNA. RefSeq lists its product as uncharacterized. The record is from RefSeq and is a predicted model, not a curated record. Bases 1 to 2121 code for a protein of 706 amino acids. The transcript has a single exon. NCBI's taxonomy places the organism in Eukaryota, Fungi, Ascomycota, Sordariomycetes, Hypocreales, Nectriaceae.
AUGCCUACUAACAAGCUUGCUCGUUCUAGCAAAGACAGAGCUGAAUUGGUCGCACGAUUGAACAGGUUGAACAGCGCUGAGAUUCAGCUUUUUUCCAAUCAGGCCCUGGCUGAGAUUGGGCGUCGAAUGGAGGCUCUCUUGAACCAAGCCGUGCAAGACUAUCAGUAUAAAAGACUGAGGAUUGGCGAGAUUCGGCUUUUGACCCUGAUGCCGGACGAAGAGAACCACUGGCUACGCUGCCGACUCACUCAUGUUCACCUUCAUGUGGAGGAAAAUCGACUACCCAGCUUUAAGGCCUUAUCAUACUGCUGGGGUCCGGAAGAUCCCAAGUAUCCAAUCGAGAUAUUCCAUGAGUCUAAAUGCGAAAAAAGGUUGCAUGGUCGCAAGCUGUCAAUCAGUGAGAAUCUCAAUCGUGCUCUCAAGCAGCUUCGGUCUGAGAUUGAAGAGGUUGUGAUCUGGGCAGACCAGAUCUGCAUCAACCAGAACGAUGAUGACGAAAAGACGAGCCAGGUCAUGCUGAUGCGAGACAUUUAUCAGAAGGCUUCGAGCACGGUGAUCUGGUUGGGUCCGGCCGCUGAUAACAGUGCUGAGGCACUUAAUCUGAUCCCAAAGCUGUUGCAAGCACGCGAGAGAGAUGAGCAAGAAGGCAUCCAGACAAACCUUCUUGCCACGGGCGGGGAAAGGAGGGGAUUGCCAGCUCCGCAUUCCCAAGUCUGGUAUGAUCUCUUCGCGGUCCUCAAGAGGGACUGGUUCUACCGUGCUUGGAUCGUGCAGGAAGUAUCCGUUUCUCCUCAUGCGACCGUUCUGUGUGGUGACAUGGAAUUGUCUUGGUCUGAUAUUGUUAAGGCAAUUCAGUACCUCGCUGAUGCCGUACUCGGACUUACUCUCGGGUUGCAAGCAUUUAACCAGCUACACAACUUGGACUAUCUGAGACGGUGCUACCUACAGGGCCAGACGAUCGACCCGCUCCAGCUGCUGGUGCAGACCCGAAGAGCACGAGCGAAACAAGCCGAAGACCAUAUUUUCGCCUUCCACGGCUUCUAUCGCAAUGCAGAGAGCUUUGAAUUCAACCUCACAUUGCCGAAAUAUCCAGUGGAUUACGACGUGGUCUAUGUCCAGACGGCGAACAAAAUGUUGAGGCACUAUCAAACCUUGGACAUCCUCAGCGUACACCAUAUUGGUAUGUACAUCCCACCACCAGACUCCCGGCCGCUACCUUCUUGGGUUCCAGACUGGAGUGAAGGCGACACGUGUGAAGCCUUCAUCUGGCGGAACAUCCAUCCUGAAUUUACGCAGGAGCAGCGGGCGCGCUAUCGAGCAUCCGGAAGUUCUCGUUACCAUGAAUUCAGGAGGGAUGACGAUCGCAUUCUUAAGGUCGAAGGCUGGAAGGUGGAUGAAGUGCUGUGUACCGGUCUGGUAAUGAAUCCUCGAUAUGAUCACGGGGUCAUCGACGACAUCACCGCACAAAUGUCAGACAUCCUAAAUACCCAAGAGACUUGCAUGUCAUGGGACGUUGUGGCCAGAUGGCACAUCUCCCAAGCGUACGUGACUGGUGAACCUCCUUGGGCUGCGUACAAAGCGACACUCCUUGGUGGCUGUUUUUUCGAGGAUGAAGACGAUAACCUGACAGUCAUGUUCUGGUUGUGGAGGAUAUCAUUGGUCCCAUUCAAAAUACUUCAUUUUCUCCGGCUCAACAGAGUCUGGGUCUUGAAGACCAUUUUUUACUGCGUGGCUGCCAGUACUUGGUUCAUGCAACCAGUCUUUUGGUUCAUUCCGUUUCCUGGACAGCUCAUAGACAGCCUGCUUCCUGCGCUGCAAGUCUUUCCUAAGCUAGCAAGUCUCAUAGUGCGUAGGCGAGUGAUUCGCACAGAUCAGGGACUGAUCGGUCUUGCACCUGCACAAACUCUUCCAGGUGAUAUUAUUGCUCUCUGUCGAGGUGGAAAACUACCCUUAAUACUUCGUCCUUCGGGGGAAGGGUGGCAACUGGUUGGGGACGCUUAUAUCCAUGGCCUUGUGGAUGGCUUACUGUGGGAGAUGCUGGAGGAAUUAAGUGAGCGAGAGGGUCCACUGUGGGAUCUAUAUUCCAACCAUGUUGUGAAACAAGAUUUUAAGAUUAUGUAG